This is a messenger RNA of Trypanosoma grayi, 1521 nucleotides long. RefSeq lists its product as hypothetical. NCBI's taxonomy places the organism in Eukaryota, Euglenozoa, Kinetoplastea, Trypanosomatida, Trypanosomatidae. The record is from RefSeq and is a predicted model, not a curated record. Bases 1 to 1521 code for a protein of 506 amino acids. The transcript has a single exon.
AUGCUGCGGCUGGACCGCUGCUGGCUGGGGCGGUGGGGGCCGCGCGACUUCCUGCGCGGGCGCACCAAACGUGGCGGCGCGAUCCAUACGCGACACACACACGGAAGCAGCGGUCGCUACAAGAGACUCUCGAGCCUCUUUGGCUUGCGUGAUGGGCGCCGCCACGCCUGGAAUCAUUUGAAAGGCGGCCUCGGCAUCAAACUCGGCGGCGGCCUCUUUGGUCUGCGCAUUCCGCGCCAACACGUCCUCUCCACUCUGUCGCCGGAUGACUACGAUAUUGCGCUUCAUGGGCACCCGAACAUCACGAACCCGUACCGGCAGCACAUGGACGAGCAUCCUGACUUGAAGGGCGUGAUGCGCAAUGCGUGCCUGAGCGUGCAUCUGGUGGUGCUGAUGCCGCGAGUGUCACGCACAUCGGCACCAUCAUCAUCAUUAUCAUCAUCGUCCGCAACAGCGGAAACGGCGACGACAAGGAUGAUGACGACGGCGACUCUUCCAGAAUCGUGGGCAGAGCUGCUGCAGCAUUUGGGUGACACAAUAAGCAGAGAGUGCAAUGCAAUGGGAAACGGCAGCAGCAUCAUCACAUACUGCUCUACAAUAUCGGCGUCUGUUACGUGCCAUCAACCGGAGGGAGAUGCGCUGCGCGUUGCUGCAGCUUCUCUCUAUGAGGAUCACUUGAGGGGCACGAAGCUUCGGCCUUCACCUGUAGCGGUGACACAUCGGCGGCACGAACCAAAGCGUAUACCACUCCUGGGUGCCGCACUCUCGGCACCUGCCACUCUACAAAAGAAGGCUAAAGCUGCAGUGACACUCUCGGAGUUAAAUUUAAUCGGCACGCAAAGUCAGACAUCAUGCAUUCUUUCUCAUGACAAGCAUGCAUUCACCAUGGAAGGCGAGGCCAAUGGGUUUGCAGCGCCUUCUGCUGCCACUAGUUCUGCUGCUCUGGCCCAGCGGGGUGUGCUGCAGCUGCUGCAGGACCUUCGCCGGUCGCACCCCAACGCCCUAGGCCUGUGCAUGCGUCUAGGGGAGGUCAUACCCACCAAAGGUGCGGCGCAAACGCGCGAGGAGCAGCAGACACCAGGAAUGCCCGCACGAAAACUGCUACGCGAAGAUAUGGAUCCAGAUGAGGUGGGCAUUUGGAAGCGGCCUGCUGCGACGGUGGAUGCGCUCAUGCGGUGGCACUACUUCAACUGGGAUCCACGUGCGCAUUGUGCUGACAGACUGCCGCACAACAGACGCUGGCAGCCGGUGCACAUCUUUGUGGACGCCUCGAGAGUGCGGGGUGAAGUGAGUGGCAACCAAGGCCGUUCGGGGGCGACGCGGUCGUUGAUGUCACCGCAUUUUUCAGAGAAGUUGCUGGAGAUGAACUUUGAGCGUGCCGAUCACGAUGGACUCGCUGAGAUGUUGGCAGCGUUACGGGGGUGGUCGGUGGACUCCCAGUGGCUGGCGCUCGAGGACCGGCGGCGAGGGUUGGUGAGGUGCAAUCUGGAGCGUGACGCGGAGGAAGAGCGGCAGCAGUAA